UUGGUUUGGAAAGUGCCACUGAAGAAAAGCACUUUUUGUUCGUAAAUGCAUUCAUAUCGUUCACAGACAAACAAUAGGGCGGGCUAGCAGACAGUUUCACAUGCAGUCUUGUACCCUUAUUUCAGUUGGUGAAAUGGCAUUAUAUAAAAUGUGCAAAGUAGUCUGUAUGGAAGGUAAUUAAUUCUGGCCAGGUCAGAGCUUGACAAGUUGGCACAAUGGUACACACACUAUGAAAACACAGACCGUUUCCUUUCUUUUAGUCAGCAUCAGACAGGAGUUAAAGUUAUGAUUUGUUUUGGAGUCAGACUUCCUUUUCACAAUAUAUUUGUAAAUGUAUUUUUAUUAUUAAGCUUUUUUUCACUUCUUGAAGAGGUCACGUUCACUAAUGACUCGCUGUGGUAAAACAUUGUAACAAUACGGGUUUUUGUUUGAGAGUAAUUUAGUGUUAUGGAAUGUCAAACACAAAGCUGAGGGACACCCGUGUCCUGUUUUUUCCUCUCUACCCAAUUAAAGUAGUUGAGAACAGCAUGCAUUUGUAUGAAUCCAUGGUUUCUGUAUUUGAUUUACUCAGAAUGCAAACUUCGCUAAUAGCUCUUUGCUUAUUUAAGCCUCUAUUGCACACAGGCAAAUGGUAGAUUGCAGUAACAUGUUGUCCAUACGUAUAGCGUUAAUAAGUCAAUCGUUCAAUCAUGCAGGUGUGAAUGCCCUCUGAAUUGUUAAACAUGCAGACAAUUAUUGAUGUUAUUGUUAUCGUCUCAUUCACAUACCUUUAUUAAUAACAUUAAUUGGACUGAUGAUAGCAUCCACAUUUCGGUCUGACCAGCGAAAAACAUUUUCAUUUUAGAUUCAUUUCAAAGAAUUUUUGAAAUAUGAGAAACAAGCAUGUUCUUGAUGAUAGUGGCCUGCCUGCCAAGUAACAGUUAACACAACGGAUCACUAAAUGAAUGUAAAAGUAAGGAACUUCCUGUUAACCGAGCUGUUGAUAAACGUCAAUUGCCCACCUGGAACAAACUGUACCUCCUCCAUUAUUCAUCAUAAAAAACAAAGCAAACACAUUACAUUUCCUGACAUUUUAUGUUAAUUCAGAACCGAUAGAGCGCAGCAUGUUGUGCAAAAUAUACAGCAUUCACUGAGUCCAGAAAGGAAUCAAGACUGAGAGAGGUGUACAUAGUCGGUCCAAAACAAGUCACUGUUCCCAGGAUAAAGGAAUCAAAAAUUUAAAUAGAAGAGGAACCCAAAUCAUGGUACGCUAUUUUUGUUUUGAGAAACUACAGGGUCUCCCUCAGGCAAGGGUCUCAGCAAGUGAAAGUGAAAUGGUUUCUCAUUCUCAUAUGUGAUAUUUUGAUGACUGGAUACACACUUGGAUGGACCUACCAUUACAGCAAUACAACCAUGGACUGGGCCACAGCAAGGCAAUGGUGCAACACUACUUACACAGACUUAGUUGCCAUUCAGAACCAGAAUGAAAUCAGUUACCUUAAUAAAACCCUUCCCCAAAAAAAGGACUAUUACUGGAUUGGAAUUCGGAAGAUAAAUGGCACCUGGACAUGGAUUGGAACAAAUGAGAAAAUAGCGGAAAAAGAUGGACACUGGGCUGAAAAGGAACCCAACAAUAAACUACUUGAAGAUUGUGUGGAAAUAUACAUCAAAAGACACAAAGAUGAGGGUAAAUGGAACGAUGAAAAUUGCGGAAAACAAAAACAUCCCUUGUGCUUCAAAGCUCACUGUAAUGCAACAACAUGCAGCAAUGCAGGGGAAUGCACAGAAACUAUUAACAACUACACGUGCAAAUGUGCCCCAGGGUUCAAAGGACCUCAUUGCCAAGAUGCUGUUCAGUGUGAAAGACCUGUAAUACCCCAGCACGGCUGGAUGGACUGCAAUGGUCCCCACGGAAACCACAGCUACAUGUCAACGUGCAAGUUUCACUGCGCUGAGGGCUUCUCUCUGCAGGGUCAGCCGGAACGCAACUGCAGCGCAUCAGGAGAAUGGACAGGAUCCACACCAGUAUGUAAAGGUGUGGAUUGCAAAGGUCCUUCUGAACCGAAGGAUGGAUAUGUGAACUGCUCUGGAUCAUCUACCACUUCAAGUUUAGCCUGUGAAUUUAGCUGUUCUAAGGGCUUUCUGUUACUGGGACCAAAAAAGGUCACAUGCAAUCCUGCAGGCCUCUGGACUGGAAAGAGCCCAUUUUGUGCAAGCUUUAUGUAUGUCGCAGCGGCUUUUGCUGGGACCACCAUCCUCUCAACAUCCUGUUUCUUAUUUUUCUGUUUGAUGCAUUGCAGAAAAAGAAAGAAGACUGUACAAAAACGACUUCCAGAGGAAGACAGACCACAACCUGAUGAAGAACCUGAAGAUGUGUCUAACUGCAUGGAAGAGGAGAAUUGGGAGGAAGUCUAAGACCUGCUGGACUGAGCACAAUGAAACAUUACUGAUUGUAUACAUUGAUGCAAACAAAACUUUUAUGUCCUAAUACAUUCCUGGGAAAACAGUGGUAGUGUGUACUUGAUGAAAAAAAAUAUUGUUCAUUAAAAAGUAAUUAAAGCUUAUAGGUACCAUUUGUAGAGGUAUCCUUCUUUAUUAUUUCCUUGUAAUUUUAUCUUAGAAAAGGUUCUUUUUGGAUGGAGUGUGAAGUUGUAAAUAAGUGUGAUAUAUGUAAAGUUAGACUCUGUGGUCCAGAUAAGGCAAGGGAAGGAAUUGGCCAGUGCCAAAAUCACAGUAAAAUUUACGUUCUUGCACUUAUCAAUACAAGGGAGGAUCUCACUCAUCCUUCCUGAAACACAAUUCAAAUAGAAGCAUGAAAGCUGAGCAGUUUGAAUAUGCUCAUACUAUAAAAAGUGUCCAGCACACAGUUUUUGAUUCACAAUUUAAUUACAGGUGUUUCUGUGUGUCAUAAAGUCUUAGGGGUGGCUUAGUUGUUGUAUGGAUUGGCUAUUUGUAUGAAAUAUGUCUGUAUUUAUCAUUCUGUAAAUAUUGCCCUGUAAACUUGUGUGAAUAAAACCCAAAUCUUUUUACUGUG
Molecule: messenger RNA, 3013 nt
Organism: Anguilla anguilla (European eel)
Lineage: Eukaryota; Metazoa; Chordata; Actinopteri; Anguilliformes; Anguillidae
Product: L-selectin-like
Exons: 10
Coding region: 1345-2394 (349 amino acids)
Biological process (GO): leukocyte tethering or rolling; heterophilic cell-cell adhesion; response to cytokine
Cellular component (GO): membrane; external side of plasma membrane
Molecular function (GO): calcium ion binding; sialic acid binding; oligosaccharide binding
Source: RefSeq, a predicted model, not a curated record